This is a messenger RNA of Penicillium subrubescens, 957 nucleotides long. RefSeq names its product 3' exoribonuclease family protein. Bases 1 to 957 code for a protein of 318 amino acids. The transcript is spliced from 2 exons. Gene Ontology annotation, cellular component: nuclear exosome (RNase complex); nucleolus; cytoplasmic exosome (RNase complex). Gene Ontology annotation, biological process: rRNA catabolic process; nuclear mRNA surveillance; U4 snRNA 3'-end processing. Lineage: Eukaryota; Fungi; Ascomycota; Eurotiomycetes; Eurotiales; Aspergillaceae. The record is from RefSeq and is a predicted model, not a curated record.
AUGAUGGCCGACAGGAGAAGGAUCAAUGGACCACCAGGCGGCACAAGGCCAGCGGUCUUUGCCUCAAACCUACAAUCUGGCACGAGUGCCACAGAUCGCGCUCAGCGCCAGCGACAACCUUCCGAGCUACGGAAAAUCUUCCUCAAAACUGGUCUGAUCCCCACGGCAUCGGGCUCUUCAUAUCUCGAAUUCGAACCGUCAGCCUCUCUCGCUGCUGCUCGCGCCAAUCCCAAAUCUCUGAUCCCGCCUUCGUCAGCUCUGAAGCUUGCCUGCACAGUUCACGGCCCAAAGCCACUGCCCCGAUCUGCAGCGUUCUCUCCGAACCUCGUUCUCACCACACACGUCAAGUAUGCGCCUUUCGCGGCACGUCAGCGCAAGGGUCAUAUCCGCGAUUCCAGCGAGCGUGACCUCGGAGUACACCUUGAGAGCGCUUUGCGCGGCGCAAUUAUCGCCGAGCGCUGGCCGAAGAGUGGCCUUGAUAUUACCAUCACAAUUCUCGAAGCUGAAGAUGACCGGUGGUGGGGCAGUGCACCAGACUCGCAUGACGCCUCGUGGGGUAUGAUGAACGUUCUUGCUGGCUGUAUCACUGCCGCUUCGGCCGCAAUUGCGGACGCUCACAUCGACUGUCUUGACCUGGUAGCCGGCGGUGUUGCCGCUAUCGUCUCGGAUGAGAACACCGGAGCUUCAACGGGGGCUCCCAAGCUCAUGCUGGACACCGAUCCUGCCGAGCACCGCUCUAUUCUAUCUGCAUGUGUUGUGGCAUACAUGCCUGCCCGGGACGAGAUUACAGAGCUCUGGCUUAAGGGUGACAGCUCUAAAGCCUCUCUCGAAGACGGUGAUGAUCGUACGGGUCAUGAAGCUUUGAUAGAUGGUGCUGUGGAUGCUGCCCGGGGAGCUCAUACUGUCCUGGCGGAGGCUGUUCGGGAGUCUCUGCUAAAAACCGUGGGACAAAUUUGA